CUAUUUCUUAGUAAACAGCUGCACCAACAAUUGUUGCUGAUUUCUCAUAUUUUGCGUCUCCUAUUUCGUUUUUUGCUUAUCCUAAGUUGUGAAAUCAUUUACUGACAUAUUUCACAAUGGCACACAUGUCUCACAUGCUGUCUCAACAGCCGUCAACGCCUUCUAGUGUCGGCUCCAGCUCAUCAAGAACUAUGUCCCUAAUGGAGAAACAAAAGUACAUUGAAGACUACGAUUUUCCUUACUGUGACGAGAGCAAUAAAUAUGAGAAGGUGGCCAAAAUUGGCCAGGGCACCUUUGGGGAGGUGUUCAAGGCCCGAGAGAAGAAAAGCAACAAGAAGUUCGUGGCAAUGAAGAAGGUGCUGAUGGACAAUGAAAAGGAGGGUUUUCCAAUCACGGCAUUGCGUGAGAUCCGCAUCCUACAACUUCUGAAGCACGAGAAUGUGGUUAACCUUAUCGAGAUCUGCCGCACCAAGGCUACGGCCACUAAUGGCUACAGGUCCACCUUUUACCUGGUCUUUGAUUUCUGCGAGCACGAUUUGGCUGGUCUGUUGUCCAACAUGAACGUGAAGUUCAGUCUGGGCGAGAUCAAGAAGGUGAUGCAGCAGCUGCUCAACGGCCUGUACUACAUUCACAGCAACAAGAUUCUCCAUCGUGAUAUGAAGGCCGCCAAUGUACUGAUUACCAAACAUGGUAUUUUAAAACUGGCUGACUUUGGUUUGGCUCGUGCCUUCAGCAUUCCCAAAAAUGAGAGUAAAAAUCGAUACACCAAUCGCGUGGUAACUCUGUGGUACCGUCCCCCAGAGCUGCUGUUGGGCGACCGCAAUUACGGCCCACCCGUAGACAUGUGGGGCGCUGGCUGCAUCAUGGCCGAGAUGUGGACGCGCUCCCCUAUCAUGCAGGGAAACACGGAACAGCAGCAACUGACCUUCAUUUCGCAGCUGUGCGGCUCGUUCACACCAGACGUUUGGCCCGGCGUCGAGGAACUGGAGCUGUACAAGAGUAUUGAAUUGCCAAAGAACCAGAAGCGACGCGUUAAAGAGCGUUUGCGGCCAUAUGUCAAGGAUCCCACUGGCUGUGAUCUGCUUGACAAGCUACUGACUCUUGAUCCAAAGAAACGAAUUGAUGCUGACACUGCCCUAAAUCAUGACUUCUUCUGGACUGAUCCCAUGCCCAGCGACCUCAGCAAGAUGUUGUCGCAGCACCUACAGAGUAUGUUUGAGUAUCUGGCGCAGCCACGUCGCAGCAACCAGAUGCGCAACUAUCAUCAGCAACUGACUACCAUGAACCAAAAACCACAGGAUAACAGUAUGAUUGACCGUGUCUGGUAGGAAAAGCUCUCACCCAUAUUUUACCAUAAGACUUUCAUUUUCCUCUAGUGUAGGUCAUAGGUUAGGACGAUAAAAGUAUGAAAU
This is a messenger RNA of Drosophila bipectinata, 1412 nucleotides long. RefSeq names its product Cyclin-dependent kinase 9 (gene Cdk9). Lineage: Eukaryota; Metazoa; Arthropoda; Insecta; Diptera; Drosophilidae. Gene Ontology annotation, biological process: protein phosphorylation; positive regulation of transcription elongation by RNA polymerase II. Gene Ontology annotation, molecular function: ATP binding; cyclin binding; RNA polymerase II CTD heptapeptide repeat kinase activity. Gene Ontology annotation, cellular component: cyclin/CDK positive transcription elongation factor complex; nucleus. The record is from RefSeq and is a predicted model, not a curated record.